AUGGCCAACCUCUCCAACUCCGCCAUCAUCGUCAUCGUCAUCGUCUGCUGCCUGGCCGUCGUUUGUAUCGGUGCCGCGCUUUUCCGCCAGUACAGUCCCGCCGAACACGACACCCCGUCCGCCUACCAGCCCCAGCACGACCAGCAGCACUACAUGCGCAGUGUGCGGAUGCGCAAUUUCGGGUUUCUACAGGGUGAAUCGGUUCGUCCGAAGGAUGUCGAGUCGCAUUAUGCGCAUACCGAGUCAUCGGCGUACUGA
This is a messenger RNA of Aspergillus wentii DTO 134E9, 258 nucleotides long. RefSeq lists its product as uncharacterized. NCBI's taxonomy places the organism in Eukaryota, Fungi, Ascomycota, Eurotiomycetes, Eurotiales, Aspergillaceae. The record is from RefSeq and is a predicted model, not a curated record. The transcript has 2 exons. The coding region runs from base 1 to 258 and encodes 85 amino acids.